CCAGCUCCUAGAACGCCUUAUCAAGCGUUUCCAUUUCAUCCCACAAGCUAUUUGCAGCUCAUCACUGUGCUGCGACCAUAACCUUGUGAAGAAUAACAGGCUAGCUACCUAGCUCACCUUUUGAUCUCACAGCUCCUACUGUCGACCACUCAACGAUCUCGAUCAUGGCAUCAAUUGAGGUACAAACUGCACCGGCCGUCGAGGCACCGGCACCUGCCGUCGAGGUCUCAGCCGACGAGACCCCUGCCCAUGCUGUCGUCAAAACCGAGGAAGCAACAACCGAGGUAGAGCCUGCCGCUGACCCAGCUCCUGCCGCCGCCGAGCCGGUGAUCAAAGAAGAUCCCCCGGCUGAGGAGAAGGCCCCGGAGGCCAAGCCGGAAGUGACAGAACCACCGGCGGCCGAGCCAACAGAGACGAAGGAAGCCACGGAGGAGCCGGCGAUAGCUCCUAAGCCAGCUACGGCUGAGCCGACCGAGCAAGAAUCCAAGCCGGAUGAGGCGGAGGCGCCGGCGGCUCCCGCUGAGGAGCCAGCCGCUGAGUCUGCUCCGGCCGAGGAGACGGCGCCGGCAGCUGCUGCCGAGGAGGCGAAGCUGGCGGAGGAGACCGCGUAGAUGCUCGCGUGGUGGCGCAACAUUUGCAAUGCUAGCUUGUGGGGUUGUUUUUGCAGAUUGGCUUGCUGAGCCGUAGGCGUAUGUUUAUACUACUGGCAGUGGUAUUUGUACGAGGUCGUAUGAAUGUGUCAUCCGUACUGUACUAUGCGGCUUGUGUCGUGGCCUCGAGUAAUGUUAUUGCGUUUGUGUUAUGGGUGUGUAAUUACAUGAGUGUGAGUGGUAAGGUUCAUGUGUGGUUUGUUGCCAUAUAUACUGUGUUAUUUUAGUAAUGAGUUCGUAUUACUUGUGUAAA
Molecule: messenger RNA, 903 nt
Organism: Phragmites australis (common reed)
Lineage: Eukaryota; Viridiplantae; Streptophyta; Magnoliopsida; Poales; Poaceae
Exons: 2
Coding region: 165-611 (148 amino acids)
Source: RefSeq, a predicted model, not a curated record